AUGACUUCUUUAUUCUCCUCUUCUUCCUGGGCCUUAUCCAAGAUCCCAGAUCUCUCCCGCAAGGUUUUUCUCGUCACUGGAGGGAGCGCCGGAAUUGGCUUUGGAAUCGUAACUCAGCUGCUCAAGAAUAAUCCUGCCAAAAUUCUCAUCCUCUCGGAAAAGGAACACCAUGCAGACCUCGCCAUAGAUGAGCUCCAGAAAUAUGGGGAUGCGAGCAGAGUCGAAUGGGUCAAAUGCAAUCUUCAGGAUCUUAAAGAGGUCGAUAGAGUGGCAAAAGGUCUAAAGGAGAAGGAGAAGAGACUGGACUGUCUAGUUUCGAACGCUGGGAUUGGUGUCGGGGUUUACAACCUGAGUAGGGACGGCAUUGAUACCCAUUUCCAAGUCAAUCUUCUUUCCCAAAUGCACCUUAUUCUCACGCUUCUCCCCAACAUCAUCGAAACAGCCAAAGAGAACGCAGAAGCCCGUAUUGUACUUCAGUCUUCGGACCUUCAUCGAAUGGCCCCGUCAUCCGUCAAGUUCGCCAGCCUUGACGAGAUCAACACUGAUAUUGGACCCGCGUACCUUUACAACCGAAGCAAACUAGCCCAGAUCCUAUUCGUCAGAGCGCUGGUACGAAGACUCCAGGAUGGAAGCCUUGGCACCUGCCAAACAUCAAAUGUCUACGUCAAUGCUACCCAUCCGGGGGCUGUGAGCACGAAGCAACAGGAGCAGGCUGAGGAAGCAUACGGCGUCGCCGGAAAGAUUGCUGUCGCAGCCGCAAGGCCCUUCAUGAAGGAUCCAAUUACUGAUGGUCCUUUGCCGGCACUUUUUGCUGCGACAUCACCGGAUGUUCCGAAGGAGAAUAUCAAUGGACAAUACAUUGUGCCUCCUGGAAAGGUGACGGACCCGUCGAGCCAGGCCCAGGAUGAUGAGAUGGGAGAGAGGCUUUGGUCUUUGAGCGAGCAGCUGUUGAAGGAAAAGUUGCAGUAG
Messenger RNA from Morchella importuna, 969 nucleotides. RefSeq lists its product as uncharacterized. The record is from RefSeq and is a predicted model, not a curated record. NCBI's taxonomy places the organism in Eukaryota, Fungi, Ascomycota, Pezizomycetes, Pezizales, Morchellaceae. The coding region runs from base 1 to 969 and encodes 322 amino acids. The transcript has 3 exons.